AUGACGCACUGGUGGCGCUCCGCCGCCGGCCACCUCCGAACGGUGGCGGUGAGCCGUUUUUCCUCGUCGGUAUUCCGGCGCAGCCAUUACCAUACGAUUCAAGCCAUCCCAAGGGAGUGCACUGGCAGCAAAGUCUCAGCGAGAGACCGAAUGCAAGGUCGAAUACCUGCCGUCGUUUUCUUCCAGAACCUUCUUGAUAAAAAUCUCGACGGUCGAUCGCAAUCGAAGAAGCACUUGCUCACCGUCGAAAAGAAGCAGAUUAAGGCCAUUCUCAAUUCCUUCGACGUCCCUUACUUCUGCUCCACCCGCUUCCCGCUCCAGAUCCGUGCCGGAUCCGGGUCCUCUCAUUUGGUUGAAUCCGGAACCGUGUUACCUAUCAAGAUUCAUAAGGACGAAGAGAGUGGGCAGAUUCUGAAUUUGGUCUUUGUUUGGGCUGAGGACGGAAUGAAAUUGAAGGUGGAUGUGCCUGUUGUUUUCAAAGGGGAGGAUGUUUGUACUGGUAUUCAGAAAGGAGGAUUUUUGAACAAGAUCAGACCUAGUCUAAAAUACCUUGGCCCGUCUGAGCACAUUCCUUCAAAAAUUGUUGUGGAUGUGAGCAAUCUAGAUAUUGAAGAUAGAAUAUUCAUUCGUGACAUUGAGGUUCACCCAUCCUUGAAGCUUCUCAGUAAGAAUGAAAACAUGCCCAUAUGUAAAGUAGUUCCAAUAAGUUUGGGAAACAAAGAACCUAUCGUGGAGUGA
This is a messenger RNA of Sphenostylis stenocarpa, 738 nucleotides long. Lineage: Eukaryota; Viridiplantae; Streptophyta; Magnoliopsida; Fabales; Fabaceae. The record is from the annotation of a GenBank genome assembly.